Messenger RNA from Rubroshorea leprosula, 784 nucleotides. The record is from the annotation of a GenBank genome assembly. Lineage: Eukaryota; Viridiplantae; Streptophyta; Magnoliopsida; Malvales; Dipterocarpaceae.
ACUCUGGCAGAUCUCCAAGUGUAAAUCCAUGGCACCUAUCUUCCCCUUUAAGAACCUGUUCCCAAUGACUCACCAAUAAACGAAAAAUUAAUUUGCUAUGGAAACAGAAAGUGCAGCAGCAGCAGCAAUGGAGCAUCUCCCUUUGAAGAUGAGAGUGAUGGCAGCCAUUGAUGAAAGUGAUGAGAGCUUCUAUGCCCUCAAAUGGGCUCUAGAUAACCUUUUCAGUUUUAUCAGUUCUACUGCUCUGCCGGAAACCGGUGAGAAGUCAGACGGCCUCCUCACUGUGGUCCAUGUUCAGGAACCUAACCAUCACUUUGGCUUCCCUGCUGCUCCAGGAAUUCAAGCAUAUUAUCCACCAUCUGAAGUAGUGGACUCGGUAAAGAGAGCACAAGAACAAAAGUCUGCAGCUAUACUCAAAAAGGCAUCAGAGAUGUGCAAAGAAAAAAGGAUCACAGCAAAAACUCUGAUUCUUGAUGGGGAUCCAAAGGACAUGAUAUGUCAGGCUACAGAGCAAAUCCAUGUUGAUCUUCUUAUUGUUGGCAGCCGUGGCCUAGGAAAGGUUAAGAGAGCUUUUCUAGGAAGCGUAAGUGACUACUGUGCUCAGCAUGCAAGAUGCCCAAUCCUUAUUGUGAAGCCACCAAAGGAAGACAGCAAAUCGGGUUGAGUAAAUCAAUGCAGAGUUGGUGCUUUGAACAACGCAACCAUGCAAUGGUUAUGUUUGUUUGUGCAGUUCAACUCUUUAAACUUCAACUUCUGUAACAAUGGAUAAUUUGAAUUUUCUGGG